Hansenula ciferrii is the source of this 678-nucleotide messenger RNA. RefSeq names its product Rmd6p (gene RMD6). The transcript has a single exon. The record is from RefSeq and is a predicted model, not a curated record. Bases 1 to 678 code for a protein of 225 amino acids. Lineage: Eukaryota; Fungi; Ascomycota; Saccharomycetes; Phaffomycetales; Wickerhamomycetaceae.
AUGAGUCCCACUUUACUUCAAAUCCCUGGAACUGUCCUUCAAGAAUCACCAAAUUCUCAUGAAUCAAUCAAAUUCUUAACCAAGGUGCUUAAUACAGGUUAUGAUGUUGUUAAACAUAAGUUCAACGUCAUUACAUCAACAAGAAUUAAGAAUGAAAACAUAUUUAUUGAAGAUCUAGGAAUCCAAGCUAAAGGUUCAUUUAUUUUGCUUCUUAUCCGAGAGUCAGAUGAAGAUUCAACAAAGAUUUUAAAAGAUCUUUCAAAUGGGGAUAUCAAUCAUGUAAUUGCUGAUAAUACAUUAUCAUUCAACAAUAUCGAAGAAUCACAAAUCCUUGGGACAAUUGCAGCAAAGGCAAAGCAUUUAGACACAUCAUUUGGAUGGGAAAUCACAGGAUUCACAUCAUUUGUUAAAGGUGUUGGUAAAUUUCUUAUAAAUCAAUUGGAAAUUAAAGCUAGACAAACAACUGAACCAAAAGUUGAUUCUUUAUUUGCAUCAGUAAUUGUUGAACAUCAAUUAAUUCCAUAUUAUACACAAUUUGGAUUCAUAGAGAUUGGUGAAAAGGUAUUAUUGAGAAUUGAUGAGAAUGGUAAAGUUAAAGGUGAAGCUUUAGAAGAUGGGAUAUAUGCUACAAGAGAUUUCCAUGUUGGACUUUUGAAGAAAACAAUAGAGUAUGUAUAG